Messenger RNA from Moneuplotes crassus, 1098 nucleotides. NCBI's taxonomy places the organism in Eukaryota, Ciliophora, Spirotrichea, Euplotida, Euplotidae. The record is from the annotation of a GenBank genome assembly.
UAAAUGUGGAGCUUUAGCGAAGACAAAGGAGUCAUUCAGAGGUUCAACAAUUUCUGCCAGCAGAAUGAACCAAAUCUCUUUAAUCCCAACGUUUCCUUUCCAGGAAAUGUAUUUGAAGAUUGCCCAAAGGGAGAAUUUGGCCAUGAUGAUAGCUAUAACAUGGAAAAGGAUGAAGAGAGUAUUAAGUUCUCACAAAAACUUGAUUUCAUUGUUCAUUCUGAUAACCCUGAAGCAGAAUUCCAAGAUAAUUAUGCUGGUGAUUCAAACAUGGCUAUUCCUGAUGAUGAGAUGAUGGAAGCCGACAAUAAAUGCUCGGAGGAUUCAGAAUUAGCUGAUGCUGAAGAGGCCAAAAAGUCUACUCGUAGUACUAACAAUAACGAAAUCAACUAUGAAUCUGCUGAAAAUGAUCAAGAUUUUGAAGCUGAAGAUUUCGAAAUAGAUGAGAGUUCAUCUGAAGAUAGCUCUGAUUCUGAAUAUUCAACAAGGAAAAAUCAGCGUAAAGGUGAAUUCUCAUCACACUUCAACAGAAAAGAUAUUUUGAUAAAGAAAUGCAUUAGUGGGUCUAAAGGGUGUAUUAAGCACUACUUCUCCAACCUCCUCUCCACUGAGGAUGCUCAACAAGCGGUUGAUUAUCAUCAAGGGAUAGACAAAAUUCAUUGGAUAGCAAACCAUUUAUUAACUGAGUUCAAGGAUGAUCUUGAUCUUUGGUUUGAGUAUGAUCUAACAGAAGAGAGAGCGAUAAAGGUCACCGCAAUUGUUGUCUACCUGCUAAAAUGAAAAUAUUUUGAAGAAUUUAUCAAGGACAAUCUUCCAGAAGAAGAUUGGGACAUAUUUCUUGACAAUAUUGAAGAAUUUAGACACUUUGGUAAAACAUCUGACAGUAGGGAAAAAGCUUUAAAAUCAGAGUUUAUACAUAUUGCAAAGCUGUUGAUGGUCAGAGAUGAAAUCCAUGUUAAAGCAUUCUGGGAAAAGCUGCUGGAGAGAAAGAACGCAAGUAUUCCUGACCAUAAGGCUUUCAAAGGAGCGAUGGAGAAUAUUUUAGGAAUAUCCCUUGAUCCUUAUCCAUAUGACUAAAAUUUACUAAAUGCUUCUACGGUA